AAGACAGUAUCCGUAUUUAAAGGCGCCAACAGCGCUCGAUUCAGAAUCAGCCGUGCGCAAGUCUGCCAUUUUCUCCUGGACUAUUCCUAAUAAUUGAAGUUGUUGGUAACGCGCACGCUAAAGAUGCCGGAGGAAACCGCUGCAGCUGCUUCUUCGACCACUGAGGCUGUGGAAGAGAAGCCUUGCUCAUCCAGUGCUGCAGAGAGCUCUGUAGAUGUGGCUGAAGAGGCAAAGAAGUUGAUUGGCACUGGAAACAGGCACCUGGUUAUGGGAGAUGUUGUGUCUGCAGUCAGCGUGUUUCAGGAGGCCUGUGCCAUGCUAGCUGAGAAAUACGGCGACACCGCUGACGAAUGUGGAGAGGCGUUCUUCUUGUGUGGGAAGUCCUUGCUGGAGCUUGCCAGGAUGGAGAACUCCGUCUUGGGUAAUGCUUUGGAGGGAGUCCCGGAGGAGUCCUCCGAGAAGGGCGAGAAGCAGAAUGACUCGAAGAUUGAGAGUGCAGAUAAUUUGGAUGAGAAAACCAGAGAUGAGCUCCGUGAACAGGUUUAUGAAGCUAUGUCUGAGGAGAAGAGGAGUUCUCAGGAAGGGGGGGAGCCAAAAGUGGAUAAAGAGGAACAAGAAGUCAAGGAAGAACAGAAGGAAGAACAGAAGGAAGAACAGAAGGAAGAACAGAAGGAAGAACAGAAGGAAGAACAGAAGGAAGAACAGAAGGAAGAACAGAAGGAAGAAGCUGGUGAAGAAGGAAAGAAGCCUGAUGCACGUGUUGAAAAUGGAAAUAAACCCAUAGAAAAUCUCCUCAAAAGUGAGGAGCAGACUGCUGAAAAUGUUAAGGAGGAGAUGGAGAAAGAUGUCUCCUCAAAAGAGGAUGAUGCUGUAGUUACAAAAGAGGCAAAGGAGGAUGCUGAGCAAGCUGUUAAGAGCACAGAAGAACAGAGUGGGAAUGAACAGGCAGAGCCUAUGGAGGAAGAUGCUGGAGAUGCUGAGGAUGAUGAUGGUGAUGACGAUGAUGACGAGGAAGCGGAUGCCAAUGCAGAAGAUAAGGAGGGUGAGGAGGAGGAAGUUGGAAAUCUCCAGUUAGCAUGGGAGAUGUUGGAGGUGGCUAAAGUGAUUUACAAAAGAAAGGAAAGCAAAGAGGACCAGCUAAUGGCGGCACAGAUCUUCUUGAAACUUGGCGAAGUUGGUGCGGAAUCAGGUAACUACAGCCAGGCUCUUGAGGACUUCCAGGAGUGCUUAGCCAUACAGCUGAAGCAUCUUCCUCCUCACAGUCGUCUGCUGGCAGAGACUCAUUACCAGCUGGGCACAACCUUUAGCUACACAGGCCAGUACAGCCAGGCCAUCCAGCACUUCAGCAGUUCCAUCAAAGUCAUCGAGAGCCGCCUGGCCAUGCUUCAGGAAGUAAUCGACAAAACAGAAGGUGCUGAAGGAGCAGCAGAGGAAAAGCGGGAGCUAGAGGAGCUGAAGCAGCUGCUGCCAGAAAUUGCUGAGAAGGUGGAAGAUGCAAAGGAAAGCCAGCGGACAGCUCCUGCAGCUUCGGAAGCGAUUCACCAGACCUUGGGAGGAGCAUCUACGUCCUCAGGAUUUGCAACUGAAAAUGGUGGCUCGUCUUCAUCUACAGCCACCCCGAUUGCAGUUAAGCCUGCUGAUGGUGCAUCCUCUUCAAAAUCAGCAUCGGACAUCUCUCAUCUAGUCCGUAAAAAGAGGAAACCAGAAGACGAGAGCCCAAAAAAGGACAGUGAUGCUAAAAAGGUCAAACAGGAGACCACAGUUAAUGGCAGCGCCGACUCUGCCAGCAACAGCAAUGGAGUCCAGGAGAAAAUGGAGCAGGAGGCUGUGAAUUCAUCUACCUCGGCAGAAGCCACGGCAUGAUGGAGCAUUCUGAACUGCCCACUGAUCUUCCAACCAGCAAAGCAUGCCUGCCUCAAGUCUCUUCAUGAACAGUUUUGUUUUGUAAAUAGGACAUCUACCUUUUUCUGUGUCUGUCCAAAUUUUGUAUUGUAAAGUUUGAAUAAAUAUUUGCAUACAUCAGUCA
This is a messenger RNA of Pangasianodon hypophthalmus (striped catfish), 2026 nucleotides long. It is a transcript of the gene nasp, whose product is annotated as nuclear autoantigenic sperm protein (histone-binding). The transcript has 15 exons. Gene Ontology annotation, biological process: CENP-A containing chromatin assembly; DNA replication-dependent chromatin assembly. Gene Ontology annotation, molecular function: histone binding. The record is from RefSeq and is a predicted model, not a curated record. Gene Ontology annotation, cellular component: nucleoplasm. Lineage: Eukaryota; Metazoa; Chordata; Actinopteri; Siluriformes; Pangasiidae. Bases 124 to 1863 code for a protein of 579 amino acids.